Molecule: messenger RNA, 1215 nt
Organism: Phytophthora sojae
Lineage: Eukaryota; Oomycota; Peronosporomycetes; Peronosporales; Peronosporaceae
Exons: 5
Coding region: 1-1215 (404 amino acids)
Biological process (GO): protein polyglycylation
Molecular function (GO): protein-glycine ligase activity, initiating
Source: RefSeq, a predicted model, not a curated record
AUGGUGCAGCUCUUCGCGGCGGACGGCAAGUUCCCGGACGUGGUGGCGGCGCUGGAGGCGCGCGGGUGGAGGCGCCUGCCGUUCGUGGGCUGCCCCAAGUUCGAGCUCAAGUGGACCAACUACGCCAAGAUCGCGUGGCGCCGCGUGACGCCGUCGCAGGUGGUCAACCACCUGCAGCAUUCCGUCCUCUUCUCGCGGAAGGACCAUUUUACGGACCUACUGUACGCCCACGCAGCUGCGCAGCGAGACGCAGGAGGACAAUCUCAAGUGGACAGCUGUUUUCCUCGCACAUUCGACUGCAGCCGACCACGAGACCGAAUUCUAUUGCAGCGCUGGUUCGUUUACAGUCAGGCGGUCGCUGAGCUCAAGCAGAGCCUCCGUGUUGGCUCUACGGCUCAAGUAGGGGCUGCAUUGAGGCUGGUGAGAGCUGUUCUUAGGGAUGGAGAGUCGGCUGCCUGCGCCAGACAGGAGGUCGAGGACGUUUUGAAGGAGUUAGAGCGGCGAGACCCGCAGUUCCACGCGGUGGGCAGUGAUGGGGCCAAUGUGUGGAUCUGCAAGCCGUCGAAUCUGUCGCAAGGGCGAGGGAUUGUGCUGUGCAGUUCGCUGCAAGAGAUUGAGGAGAUCGAUGGACAAGGCGAUCACGACAAGUUGGAGGGUGAAUUGGAAGGAAAAGGGAUAAGUAAGUGGGUUGUGCAGAAGUACAUUGAGCAACCGCUCCUGCUGCAGAAUGGCCGCAAGUUUGAUAUCCGCCAGUGGGUGCUGGUGACCGAGCUCAAACCGAAGCCGAUUGUGUUCUGGUUCUACAGAAGCUACUUGCGCUUUUGUGCGCGGAGGUUUGAACUAUCCCGACUGCAGGAUCGGUUCACGCACCUGAGCAAUUAUUCCCCGAUGUGGUCGUCGGAGAAGUUCCAGGACAUUCUCAGGCAAGAGCACGGAAGAGAUGUGUGGACGGAGACAAUUUUGCCACAAAUGCAGAGCACUGCUCGGCUUGCGCUGGAUGCCGUGCUGCCGAAGCUAAAAGUUGUCGGUAGAGGCUUCGAAUGGCUUGGCUUCGACUUCCUAGUGGACGAACACCACCAUGUCUGGGUGCUCGAGGUGAACGUGAGUCCCGAUGUCAGCCACAGUACCAGCAUCACCGCCGAGCUAGCACCCAAGGCUACGGUUGAUGCGCUAAACGGUGCGUUAUGGGCUUGCCGAUCACGAUUAUAUUGCUGA